AUGAGAGCCCUUCUACUCCUUUUACCAGUUUUAUAUCUUGUAAAUUCGCAGGCGACUGGUGGCUAUGCCGCGGAAUCUGUGCCGGAGCAAUUGUCCGACGUGAAACUAAACGACUAUCUAGGAGCAAUUAAAUCGAUCGAGGACACGGCCCUUGCUCAGGUCCACCAGGUGUAUUCUGAAGCUGAAGCCGCUAAGGAUGAGCUUUAUGGCUCGUGGGCUUCUCGGGUGAAGCAGGUCUGGAAGGACAAGAUGAUGAAAGACGCGGAGAAGGCUCUCCAGCUGGAGCUGAUCAAACAGGAGAUGGUUGACCGAUACAAGGCCGAGACCGAGAAGGUCUAUAUGCAAGCCGUCCAGGCCGCCAAGGAGUACCAACAAGCCUACCUUGACGCCAAGGCCGCCCAGCGCCAAGCCAUCGCCGACAAGUACAACGAGUUCAAGCAGAUUGUCAAUGCCUCGAUCGAGUCCAAGGUGGCGCAGGCCAAGGAGAACAUGGCUGAAAUCGGCGCGUACCUGCAGCAAGUCGACGAACUCUACCGUAACCACAAGGCUGCUAGCGAUGCCGCCAUCGAGGAGCGCCGUCAGGCCCUCAAGGACAAGCUGGCCACCAUCUACAACCAACUUGAGACCCAAGGCAACGAGCUGAAGGCUGAUGGCGAACGACUUGGAGCCGAUCUGAAGGCGUUCAUGGAGAAGCGCUAUCAAUACAAGCAAGACGGACACGGCGCGGCCAAGGAAGUCUUGAAGGAGGUGUUGACCGAGUCGUUGGAGCAAAAGCUUGAGAAGAAGCUCGACAAGGAACUUCAAAAAAUGGUGGAGGACGAGAUCAAGGGCAAACUGAAACACCCGAAGAUGGCCCUCCCAGUAGUAGUGAAGAAAACGACCGACACCGAGACCGAGACCAAAGUUGUGUCCCCUGAAUACAAGGCUACACUUCUGGAGACCCUUACCGGAGCUUCAGCCUGGGAAACUGUCGCCUGGGUGCUGUUGGCCCUUUGCAUCCUCCUAUCCGUUGCCCUGAUCGCCCUGAUCGCCUACCAGUAUUACCAGGUGGCCCAGAAGAACAAGUACGGCAAGCUGGAGGGUGUCGACAGUCCGCAUAGGCCCUCAAUGGCUCGCGCCGAGCGAGCACCCUUCAACACGGCGCCCCCACUCACCUACACGCACGAGAAGCCCCUCUUCGGUUCCGGACUGCCGGGACCUUCUGAGGCCCAGCGCAAGGCCCAGGAGCGCGAACAGAAGAAGGCCGAGGUGCGCAAGCGGCUCGAGGAGUCCGGCAAGGCCGGCAAGAAGAAGAAGCAGGGUUUCUUGACUCCGGAAAGGAAGAAGAAGCUCAGGAAAUUGCUCAUGACCAAGGCGGCCGAGGACCUCAAGCAGCAGCAGUUGAAGAAGGAGCAGGAGCGACAAAAGUUCCUCGCCGAACGCACGGUCUCCCUCCCCAACAUCGACGGCACCGACGAUCACGCCACGCUCGAGAAGUACUACAACGAGCUGUUCUCCCGAUUGACCAAGCUGGAAGAGGAGAAGUACGACAUCCUUCAGAUCGUCCAAUCCGCCGAGGCCGAGAUCAACGAGCUGACGAUCAACGUCAACGAUCUCCGAGGCAAAUUCGUCAAGCCCACCCUUAAGAAGGUGUCGAAGUAUGACAACCGUUUCAAGAAGCUCGCCGAGAUCAAGAAGACCGAGGGACAAGCUGACUUCCGCAAGGAGCUAAAGACCGUCAAGAAGGAGAACGUCUUCACGCAGUUGGCCAAUAAGAAGAAGGCCGACCAGAAGCCCGACUGGAAGGCCCAGAAGGCCGCCAAGAAAGCCGCCGACGAGAAGAAGGAGGAGCAGCCCAAGGAGGAGGAGGUGCCCGCCGAGGAGCCCGCCGCCGAGGAGCCAGAAGAAGAAGAGGAGGAGGAGGACGAGGAGGAAGAGGAAGAG
Molecule: messenger RNA, 1923 nt
Organism: Mesorhabditis spiculigera
Lineage: Eukaryota; Metazoa; Nematoda; Chromadorea; Rhabditida; Rhabditidae
Source: the annotation of a GenBank genome assembly